This is a messenger RNA of Pocillopora meandrina, 7167 nucleotides long. NCBI's taxonomy places the organism in Eukaryota, Metazoa, Cnidaria, Anthozoa, Scleractinia, Pocilloporidae. The record is from the annotation of a GenBank genome assembly.
AUGUCAACGUUUGUCUUUACGUUGGCCUGGAGGCAGUCAUCUCGGUUCUGUCAUAUCAGGCCGAUCAAACAUGCCACUUCUAAUGUCUUGUCUACAAAAACAAGUUCAGUAACAGGCAGCAUUUUUGAGCAAAUUCCUAAAGAGGAGCUGGCACCGAAAACCAGACCACGGCUGCGAGACAGGGAGUUUCUCCCAGGCUCAACGGGUGAAGGAUUCCCAGAGUUCUUGGCAGAGCCAAAUGACUCUUUCCCGGUAGGUAUGCGAGUCAAAACUGGAGACAAAUCCUCUCUCUUAGAACUGGGUGCAAAUUGCAUGGAAUACAUAAAGAAGAACCUUGCUAAUAGCCAGGCGAUAUUGUUCCGCGGACUUCCAGCUGAGACAGCAGAGGACUUCUUGGCCUUAACCCAAGGAAUGCGAGGCAAGCCUUUGAACUACGAGGGUGGUGCUACACCCAGACCCAAGGAAUUGAAAAAUUCUGACAUCUACUUCGCCACUACUGAGCCCGGAGCGUACACCAUCGAGUUACACAAUGAAAUGGCGUAUCUCAAGACUUUCCCCAGGAAGGUAUGUCUAGAAUGAAAUAAAGGCGAGUGAUGCUGAGGUGCCGAGGUAUUUUGUGGGCACCCCACGCCACCCCAAUCUGUCACCAGGUUUAUGAUGCGCUAUCGCUAAUUCAGUAGUUCUUUCGCUAAUCCAUACAUUAGUUCAUUGUGGAUAAGUUUACUUGAACUUUGGUUUAUUUGUUUUCUCGUUUUCUUGUUCUUUCGUUCAUUCACUUGUUCACUUGUUCACUUGUUCCCUUGUUCCCUUGUUCCCUUGUUCCCUUGUUCCCUUGUUCCCUUGUUCCCUUGUUCCCUUGUUCCUUGUUCCUUGUUCCCUUGUUCCCUUGUUCCCUUGUUCCCUUGUUCCCUUGUUCCUUGUUCCUUGUUCCUUGUUCCUUGUUCCUUGUUCCUUGUUCCUUGUUCCCUUGUUCCUUGUUCCUUGUUCCUUGUUCCUUGUUCUUGUUCCUUGUUCCCUUGUUCCCUUGUUCCCUUGUUCCCUUGUUCCCUUGUUCCCUUGUUCCCUUGUUCCCUUGUUCCCUUGUUCCCUUGUUCCCUUGUUCCCUUGUUCCCUUGUUCACUUGUUCCCUUGUUCACUUGUUCCCUUGUUCACUUGAGCACUUGUUCACUUGAGCACUUGUUCACUUGAGCACUUGAGCACUUGUUCACUUGUUCACUUGUUCACUUGAGCACUUGUUCAUCCGUUCAUUUGCUAAUCCUCUCACUUACCCAUUCGAUCAUUGCUUCAUUAGUCCAUUAGUUCACUGCCUCAUUGCUUCACAGGUUCAUCGGUUUAUUCGCUAACACGAUUAUUUUUUCAUUCGUCCACUCGUUGAUUCUUCCAUUCUUUUAUCCGUCUAUUAAUUUUUCUAAUGCAUUAAUUGAUCUUCUUCAGGUUUUAUUUUUCUGCCAAAAAGAGCCUGGCGAGAGUUGUGGUGGCGAGACUCCUUUGGCUAAAUGCAGCGACAUUGUAUCCAAACUUGAUCCCGAAGUCGUGAAGAAGUUCGACGUAAAAGGAGUCAUGUACGUACGAUAUCUGCCGGACAAAUCACGAUCAGACUACAUGCCCUGGCAGCAUCAGUUUUACACUGACGACAGAAAGGUAAUACAACUUGGUUCACGUCAGGAAUCCCAUGUAAGAAUUGAGUGUCCUUUGAAGACAAAAAAUAUUGUGGAGAUUUCAAAAGAAAAUGACGAUUUUCAAUCUCGAACCCGGUAUAGAAUUUACACUGAUGACCUUAUUCACUCUUUUAGGCAGCAGAAAGAGGAGCACAGCAGCAAGGUUACACUGUAAAAUGGGACGAUAACGGUGAUAUGUACCUGACUUACAGCGCACCGGCCUUUCUUUCUCAUCCAGUAACAGGAGAAAAAAUCUGGUUCAACCAAAUAACAACUCACCACUGUACUUACUCGAAAGCACUGCCACAGUACAAAGAUUCUGAUCUCCCGGAUGAGAAAUAUCCUCAUCACACCUAUUAUGGAGACGGAAGUGACAUCGAGCCGGAAGUGUUACAACACAUCAGAGCAGUUUCUUGGUCAUGCGCAACUGGAUUUCGGUGGAAGAAGGGUGAUUUAAUAGCGCUUAAUAAUCUGAACGUUCAGCAUGGACGAAUGGCCUUCACGGGAGAGAGAAAAAUACUGGUGCAUAUGACGGCAGAUUAAACCCGAACCUGAAUUUGUAUUUUAAAGCUAAGAAAAGUAAUUUUCGCAUAUUAUUAUGUAACAUUUUUGUUAUGAUGUAGUUAGCUUAUCUUGACAUCCUAGAAUCUAGAGGGAAAGUUUGAUAGCCACGAAAUUUUUUCUUUCUGAAAUUUGUCGCAGAAAACAGCUUUAUUUUGUCUUUGCUUUAGGCGCAAUAAUUAUAAAGAUCCGCCCAGGGUAAACUUUGCAAACACAUUGUGUCUUUUUGACUUGCAAAUGUUUCUCAGCUAUUAACCUCAAGUGCUCUGAAACAGGUUAUAUAUUAAUGAGGCGCCCAGCCGUCUGAAGACACGUACAGUGGUCAACUUUUCUGCUUUUAUUUCAAACAGAGCAGUUACAUCAAGGUACUUGUUUUGAAGUGGAAGCGGAAGAACUUUAUUUUCAUCAGUAAUGGAUCUUAAUCAUUCAAUUUGCAUUUGUGGACAAAAAGUUUUUCCAUGAAUAUCAGUUGAUUAAUAUAACAUUUGCAUCGGAUGUAACUAAAAGCAAAAAUGAGGAAUGGGGAAUGGGGAAUGGGGAAUGGGGAAUGGGGAAAUAAAAUGGGAAACUGAAAGUGGGAAAUUACUUUUUUGGAGAUUUAAUGUUUGAAAUGCAGAAUAGAUAUCUAUCAGCGUUGAUAAUCGAUAAACAAGCUUUCUUUCAAAAACGUUCAGAGGCAAAAUUUAAGGGACGGAAAAAACUAAAACUAAAUUUCAUUUGUUUCAGUAACAAGUGAUGUGUCAAAUUAAAUCUAUUGAGAAGAAUGAAAGAGCUAUUUUAAUGUUUAUAUGACAAGUAAUAAAUUGGAACUUUCAAAGAGGUUAGCCAUUGAGGGCUUGAAUUUUUCAGAUUCCAAAUGCAAGUAACUUCUCAACACCAAGCGACAUAAGGAACCCACAGUUGAAUAUUCAUUUUAAAAUAGUGAUCGUUUUAUUUUUCGGAAGUAAUAGAUGUAUGCUUCACAGAGAAAUUCCGAUAAACAAAAGCACUUGCCUCACUUUCCAAAUUAGCGGCUGCAGCAAAACUGAAACCAUCUCAAAGAACAAUUUUACUUUCACGACUAUAGGACGCGCCAAGUAGAUAAUGAAUCUUUCAGGUUUCAAACAGUACUUUGCAUGAAUAUUGGUGGCAAGCGUGAGGCCAACUCCUGAACUUCCGGGGGUUUCCCGCAGACACGAGUAAUUUCGUCCUUGAAAUGUGAUCAACAGGUAUAUUUUCGUGCCAAAUAGAGGCUACUGUGUUUAUUAUCCUACAAAUAUGUUUGUAACUUACGGGGAAAAAAGUGUUUACGAACUAUUAACAACCACAAAAUUACCUUAAAUUUAAACUCAAGUUUUAAACGAAGACUUAUCGUAAUGGACAAAGAGCUUGAAAGUUAGGGAAUAUUACUUGAGGUAUAUUCUCGUGCACGUCCCAGUUUCAGGUGGAGGAUAGUUGGUCAAAUGAAGCGUUUAGACCAAUCACACGCGACGAAAAAUAUUUGAUAAAUUAUAACCAAAAUUAUUCCCUUCUCAUAAACAGUAAAUCUACCAAAAAAGUGAAUUUACCAUUUUCAAUUCUCAUCUUAUUUUGCCAUUCCUAAUUCCCCGUUUCCGAUUCCACAUUCCCCAUUCCAUACGUUCCAUUCUUUAUUUGCCAUUCGCUUUUAGUGACAUCGCACUUGAGAACCAACCAUUAGCAGCUGUUUGAUCGAUCAUUCUGAUCGUAAUGUCACGCAAUAUCCACAGUCGUUAGGCUGGCGAAUUAGAUGCAUAUCUGCAACGGAUUUGGAGUGGAGAACAGUUUGCCCUUGUCCGAUUGAGAGCCGUUUUUCAGCAGGUUGGUUAAAGUUAAUUAUUUUUGUUUUCGUGAGUUACUUGUGAUAUGUAAACCAAAGAGUGAUUUUGUAAUCUGGGUAGAGGGGCGAACGUGAUACGAGUGAAUAAUUUCCUUUCGAAAGGACGCAGUUUUGUAACUAGAGCCAUUUUAAAGGGAUCGGCUAGUUCUCUCACUUCUUUUAAGAGUUAAAACAUUGUGCUUGUCAAAUCGCCAGUGUCUGGUUUGGUUUAUCAAACGAAAUGUGGAUUAAACCUAGGCCUCAAAGCGAGCACGCAGUAGUUUCAGAGUCGGAGUUAUAAUGUAUCACGAAUCAAGUUCGCAUUCGGGUCAAGUAAUGGUGUAAUUCAUGAUUUCAUUCUUCUCUACAUAAAAGGAUUUCAUUUUUGGAUAUUAUAUAUCAUUUGUAAACCUAUCACUAAUCGUGUUCUGUGACGUCACUCUCUUCACGCAAAAUAAUGUCACUUGAUGUUUUUUGCGAAGUGGCACGAGUUAGCGUGAAGGUGAUCAAGAUAAACAACAGCAUUAUAGUGAAUUCAUUUUUCAUUUUUCGGGUAAAUUUGCAAUUCAGCGUCCGAGUUCACAUAUAUACUUUGCUUUAAUGAUAUAGGAAAAGAUUAUGAGCGAUUUUUUAUAUAGAGUAAGAAGGGGACCAAUGUUAAAUUAGCAUAGCGCCUACGAAACUAGAUUUCAACGUUCACGCGGUUUCUGCUUGCAUUUGUAAACAGUGUAACGGUCGUCCAAAAAAGUUAGAUCAUUUGCCGCAGAAUCUUAAGGUUUUUACACAUUUCUUUAAGAGAUAGUUACGCUGCAAGCGUGAAGAAAGAGCGACUCUUUCCUCAGUCCAAAGAAUCGCUGCAAGAAACAACAAGCUUUAAUUUAAUAGCUUGGCAGCACCGUUCACUGAGACCGAAGUUGAAGGCGGACAAUCCUCUUGGCCUAAGAGGAAAACUUAUGUAUGGCUUUCUGCUGUUCUUCUUAAAAUUUCUCUAUCCCAAAAGUUGCGCAAACUUAAAACCUCGUGGUAGAUCGCUGUUGUCUGAAAAGUUGACCAUGAAAGUAUUUUGUUCACCAUCUUGUUCGUUAGUAUGGAAAUAAAUUACCAUCUUUAGCCAAUCAGUAUUGACGAAAGAAUCGACAAAGGGGGUUAACCAAUAAAAAGUCAUUAUCUAUUUUCUUGCAAACGAUUGACGUCACGGAACACGAUUAAUGUCAGGUUUGCGUAAACGUUCCUCCGUAUCUUUUGAGGGGGGGAAGGAGGGUGCGGCUUCACGUAGACUACAACCUGUGCGAUUGUGAGAGAGCGGGUCACGCAAUGACAUCAUGACCACCUCUGGGUCUGUAUAAUAGGAGAGUCCCAGAGAGCCAGUAACGCAAUGACUUAACGGCUACCUUUGCGUUGUUUUAAUAGGAGAAUCUCACACAAUCAGUAAAGUAAUGACUUAACGGCUACAUUUGCGUCGCCAUAAUAGAAGAUUCUGAAAUAGCCAAGAACACAACGACUUAACGGCUACUUUUGAACCAAUAUAUAUCAUUUUUAUCGAACAAAUCAUGUCAACGUUUGUCUUAACAUCGGCCUGGAGGCAGUCAACUCGUCUCAGCCAUCUCAGUCCGAUAAAACUGGCCACCUCCUAUUUCUUGUCUACUAAAACAAGUUCAGUAACAGGCAGCAUUUUUGAGCGAAUUCCUAAAGCGGAGCUGGAACCGAAAACCAGACCACGGCUGCGAGACAGGGAGUUUCUCCCAGGCUCAACGGGUGAAGGAUUCCCAGAGUUCUUGGCGGAGCCAAGUGACUCUUUCCCUCACGGAGUGCGCGUCAAUACUAGAGACCAGUCCUCUAUCUCAGAACUGGGUGCAAAUUGCAUGAAAUACAUAAAGGAGAACCUUACUGAUAGCCAGGCAAUAUUGUUCCGCGGACUUCCAGCUGAAACAGCAGGGGACUUCUUGGCCUUAACCCAAGGAAUGCGAGGCAAGCCUCUGAACUACGAGGGUGGUGCUGGACCCAGACCUAAGGAACUGAAAAAUUCUGACAUCUACUUUGCCAGUGCUGAACCUGGAACGUACACCAUCGAGUUGCACAAUGAAAUGGCGUAUUUCAAGACUUUCCCCAAGAAGGUAUUUUUAGACUAAAAGACAGACUAAUAAUGCUGAGACGCCAGGGUGUUUCUGGGCGCUCCUCACCACCCCACUCAGUCACCAGGUUUAUGAUGCGCUAUCACUAAUUCAGUAGUUCUUUCGCUCAUCCAUACAUUCAUUCAUUCGUGGAUAAGUUUACUCGUACUUUGGUUUAUUUGCUUCCUUAAUCAGUUCGUUCUCCCAUCUGUUCAAUCGUUUACCCAUUCAUUCGUUUAUUCGUUCUCUUUGUCAUUUAUUUACAUGUUCUCUUGUUCACCCGUUCAUUUGCUAAUCCUCUCAUUUAUCCUUCCGAUCAUUUCUUCAUUAAUCAAUCGGUUCUUUGCUUCAUUGCUUCACAGGUUCAUUGGUCAUUCAUGGUUUGUUCAUUAAUACGAUUAUUUUUUUUAUUUGUCCAUUCGUUGAUUCGUCCAUUCUUUUAUCCGUCUAUUAAUUUUUCCCAUGGACUAAUUCAUCCUCCACAGAUUUUCCUUUUUUGCCUAAAAGAGCCUGGCGAGAGUUGUGGUGGCGAGACUCCUUUGGCUAAAUGCAGCGACAUUGUAUCCAAACUUGAUCCCGAAGUCGUAAAAAAGUUCGACGUAAAAGGAGUCAUGUAUGUACGAUAUCUGCCGGACAAAUCACGAUCAGACUACAUGCCCUGGCAGCAUCAGUUUUACACUGACGACAGAAAGGUAAUACAACUUGGUUCACGUCAGGAAUCCCAUGUAAGAAUUGAUUGUCCUUUAAAGAUAAAAAAAGUGUGGAGAUUUAAAAAAAAAUGACGAUUUUCGGUCUCUGGUUAUUGAAUUUACACUGAUGACUUUAUUUACUCUUUUAGGCAGCAGAAAUAAGAGCACAGCAGCGAGGUAACCUUGUAAGAUGGGACGAUAACGGUGAUAUGUACCUGACUUACACCGCGCCAGCCUUUCAACCCAGUAACAGGAGAAAAAACCUGGUUCAACCAAGCAACAAGUUACCACUGUACUUACUUGAAAGCACUGCCACAGUACAAAGGUUCUGA